Messenger RNA from Symbiodinium necroappetens, 1095 nucleotides. Lineage: Eukaryota; Dinophyceae; Suessiales; Symbiodiniaceae. The record is from the annotation of a GenBank genome assembly.
AUGAUGCCGAUGCCGCCGCCGAUGAUCGGCAUGCCCAUGCCAGCUGACGACAAGCUGAAGCAGGCACAGAGGGCGAAGGCGCCCGGGGGGAAAGACGACAAGGUUACCACGGUCUUUGUGGGCGGCCUUCGCAAAAGCACAACAGAAGACAAAGUCAUUGGCCACUUUUCCAAGUUCGGACAGGUGGACAACGUGGAUAUCAAGCGACUUCCCGACGGAACUUCUCGAGGGUUCGCAUUCGUGAAGUUCGUCGACAGAGAAUCCGUGGACAAGGUGAUAGAAGCCAAGUCCAGCCACAUGAUAGACAACAAGUGGGUGGCCGUGAGACCACACGGGGGCUCUGCUUUUGCGGCGGCACAGAACGCUGAACGGAGCAAGCAGGCGGAGGAGAUCCGCAAGAAGGAGAAGCACGAGGACGACCUUCAACAGGAGGACUACGAGGAGAAAUGGUCCGAGCGCUACCUGCAGCAGGCCGCCUCCAUGCAGAAGGACGAGGCCGACGGGACCGGGGAGGCCAAGGAAGGGGAUGGAGCCAUGUCCAUGAAUCCCAUGAUGGCCAUGAUGGGUAUGAUGAACCCCAUGAUGAUGGGAAUGAUGAACCCGAUGAUGAUGCGACCGCCCAUGAUGAUGGGCUGCGGUUGCCCAGGCAUGAUGGGCUGUGGUAUGCCCGGUGCAGGCGCCGGCGGCAUGCCGGGCUCCGCGCCGGCAGCCGCGAGCGAGGCCAGCGGAGCGCCUGGAGAGGAGAGCGACACUGCCGCAGCCGCCCCCGUUGGCCCGGGCGCGGCGGGAGGAGCAGCGGGUGGUUCAGGCCCUGCAGCCCCCGCGGGCGGCUGCUGCCCUGGCCCGGCGGGCUGUGGCGGCUGCCCCAUGGCAGGCAUGGGCUGCCCGAUGAUGGGCAUGCCAUGCAUGGGGGGGUGCCCGAUGAUGGGCAUGGGCGCGAUGCCCAUGGGCUGCAUGCCAGGAUGCAUGCCCGGGGGGGCAAUGCCUUGUUGCGGAGCGGGGGGCGCCGCCGGCACUGGCGCGGCCUCCGGGGCCCCGGCCGACGCAGGGCCGAUGAAAGAGGGAGCUCCCUCGGAGCGAUCUGCGCCUUACUGA